AUGGCGUCACUCGUUAUAUUCGACUUUGACGGCACGCUGUUCGACACGCACCAGUCCAUCUCGCACAGCAUCAAGCUCACAUUCGAUGCCCUCUCCCCGACUCAAUCGCCACCAGAGUCGGAAGUGCAGCGAUACAUCUCUUCCGGGACAGGCUUGUCGGAUACGUUUCGGGCGCUGACGGCCUCGGUCGGCGUCGCCUUUGACAAGGACACUGAAGCCGAGUGGACGGCAAAAUACCGCGAGGUCUAUGCGUCGGACGGUCAGCCGCUGAUCCGGCCGUUCCCAGGCGCCAAGGAGCUGCUGCAGCACCUCGCGCAGCGAAAGGUCCCGAUGGCCAUUGUCAGCAACAAGGGCGUGGCCGCGGUCGUGACGGCGCUGGCGAGGAGCGGGCUCGCCGACUACGUGCCGCGAGAGCUCAUCGUGGGCGACAGCACGCCCGGGGCGACGCGGAAGCCAGACCCGUCAAGCUACACUGCGGUUCUGCUGCCGGCGGUGACGCAAAUGUACGGUGUCUCGGGCCUGGACGCCGGCAAGGUGCUGGAGGUGGGCGACACCGUGGCGGACGUCCAAUUCGCGAGAAACAUUGGCGCCAAGUCGUGCUGGUGCCGGUUCGGCUACGGCGACGCAAAGGCGUGUGCAGAGUUGGAGCCCGACUAUGUGGUUGAUACCCUGGAGCAGGUCAUUUCAAUCUGCGACGCUCUGUGA
Molecule: messenger RNA, 705 nt
Organism: Akanthomyces muscarius
Lineage: Eukaryota; Fungi; Ascomycota; Sordariomycetes; Hypocreales; Cordycipitaceae
Exons: 1
Coding region: 1-705 (234 amino acids)
Biological process (GO): DNA repair; dephosphorylation
Molecular function (GO): phosphoglycolate phosphatase activity
Source: RefSeq, a predicted model, not a curated record